Molecule: messenger RNA, 7125 nt
Organism: Brassica rapa (field mustard)
Lineage: Eukaryota; Viridiplantae; Streptophyta; Magnoliopsida; Brassicales; Brassicaceae
Product: glutamate receptor 2.7
Cellular component (GO): membrane
Molecular function (GO): ligand-gated monoatomic ion channel activity
Source: RefSeq, a predicted model, not a curated record
AAAGACCUAAGUGACUUGAGUCAAGUCUAUACAAUUGUGAAAGCCUUGACGUACGUAACGUAUAUGUAGAUCGACAUGUCCAGAUAAAUCAAAUGUGCGGUGAUCUUUUUGGAUUGAUGUCUUUUGUAUACUACAAAGACCUAAGUGACUUGAGUCAAGUCUAUACAAUUGCGACAGCCUUGACCUACGUAACGUAUAUGUAGAUCGACAUGUCCAGACAAAAUCAAAUCUGCGGUGAUCUUUUGGGAUUGAUGUCUUUUUCAGUGUUUGGAAAAAAAAAAUGUUGAUAAUAUUACAUAUAUUAGUUGAUGACAAAUAACACUACAAAAACUCAUAACAGUUUUCUUAGUUACUUUGUUCCGUUCCUUUGAGAAUUUGUGGUGAUGGAUGGUGGUUUAGGACAAAACCCAACACGUCAUGAAAUAAAAGUAGGAGUAGUUCUUGAUCUUAAAACAAACUUUUCCAAGAUCUGCCUCACUUCAAUUAACAUGUCAUUGUCCGAAUUCUACCAAGCUCAUCCUAAUUACCGCACAAGACUUGCGCUUCACGUCAGAGAUUUCAUGGAAGAUAUUGUCGAGGCAACAGUAGCAGCCUUGGACCUAAUCAACAACGAGAAAGUGAGCGCCAUAAUCGGACCACGAAGCUCUUUGCAAGCCGAGUUUAUGAUUAGACUGGCCAACAAAUCUCAAGUACCGAUCAUCACAUUCUCUGGAACAAGCCCUCUUUUGACGCCCAUCAGGAGCCCUUACUUCGUCCGAGCCACUCUUAACGACUCAUUCCAGGUCAGAGCCAUUGCGGCCAUUGUCAAAUCCUUCGAAUGGAGACGUGUUGUCAUAAUCUAUGUGGACAACGAAUUUGGAGAAGGAAUGAUGCCAAAUCUGUCUGACGCUUUACGCGAUGUGCAUGUUUUUGUAUCAACUAGAAGUGUGAUCUCACUGGAGGCUAGCAAUGACCAGAUUACAAACCAGCUUUACAAGCUCAUGACAAUGCAGACAAGGGUGUUUGUUGCCCACAUGCCACCAAAUCUUGGGUUUCGGGUUAUUCAGAAAGCUAGAGAUAUUGGGAUGAUGGGGGAAGGGUAUGUAUGGAUAUUUACAGAUGGAAUGACGAAUUGGAUUGGAUCUACCGAGCACGGUAGCAACCUGGAGAAUAUGCAAGGGGUGUUGGGUUUGAGAAGCCGUAUCCCCAACUCAAAAGAGCUUGGAAACUUCAGCUUGAGAUGGGAGAAAAUAUUUGGGCAGGCUAAUGCAAAACCAAAUGUUUUUGCGUUACGGGCGUAUGAUUCGAUAACUGCAUUGGCCACGGCCGUGGAGAAAACGAACACAAAGAACUUACGGUAUGAUAACCUUAUUAGCGCAUUCUUAAAUAACACGACGGAUUUGGGGACACUAGGGGUCUCUCGGUACGGUCCAAGUCUUCUAAAGUCUCUGUCGGAUGUAGACUUCAACGGUUUAGCAGGAAAAUUUAAACUCGUUAACAUGGAGCUCGAGCCAUCAACUUUUGAUAUCAUCAAUUUUAUUGGAAAAGAAGAGAGGAUUAUCGGAUCCUGGACACAAACCAAUGGACUUGUGAAUGAAAAUCCAACAAGUGAGAGGUUGGGUCCUGUGAUAUGGCCCGGGAAGUCGACAGUCAUUCCGAGAGGAUGGGAGAUUCCAACGGACGGCAAGAAAAGAUUUAAAGUAGGUGUUCCACUGAAGAGAGGAUUUUUAGGCUUUGUGGAUGUAAAGCAAGCUGAUCCGAGGAAGGCAACAAUACCAACAGGUUACUCCAUAGAAGUCUUUGAAGCUGCUCUUAAAAGGUUGCCUUACUCAGUCAUCCACCGCUACGUCACUUUCGAUACUCCAAAUCAUAGCUACGACACUCUGGUAGAGCAAGUCCAUAAUGGGAUGUUCGACGCAGCUGUGGGAGAUAUAACCAUCAGAGCAAAUAGGUUUGUGUCUGUUGAUUUCACGUUACCAUACACAGAGUCUGGUGUAUUUAUGUUGGUACCAAUGAAGGACAAUGAGAACAAUACAUGGUUUUUCCUCCUACCACGGAGCUUAGAACUAUGGGUCACUACCGCUUGCUUCUUCAUAUUCAUUGGGUUUAUUGUGUGGAUUUUAGAACACAGAGUCAACACCGACUUUCGUGGACCGCCUCACCACCAGAUCGGCACUAGUUUCUGGUUCUCCUUCUCCACUAUUAAUUUUGCCCACCGUGAGAAGGUAGUGAGCAAUUUAGCAAGGUUUGUGGUGAUCGUCUGGUGCUUUGUGGUGCUUGUGCUGACUCAGAGUUACACAGCGAAUCUCACAUCUUUCCUUACAGUACAACGGCUUAAACCAGAAGUCACCACUGUGAAUGAACUUAUAGAAAACAAGGAGAUUGUAGGAUACCAAAACGGUUCUUUCGUGCUUGAAUUUUUGAUAAAGAAAGGAUUUCAAGGUUAUCAACUCAAGCCUUAUAAUUCUGCUGAAGAAUGCCACAAUCUUUUGAUUAAUGGGACAUCGAAAGGAGGUAUUGCAGCAGCUUUCGAUGAGGUGGCUUACCUUAAACUUAUCAUUUCUCAGUAUUGCAACAAAUAUGCAAUUGUUGAACCUUCUUUUAAGAGUUCUGGUUUUGGCUUUGUAUUCCCCAAGAAUUCACCAUUGACGGAUGAUGUCUCUAGGGCUAUCUUGGAAGUGAUUGAAAACGAUGAAAUGCAACAAAUCGAGAAUAAAUGGUUCUUCAAAAAGAGUAAUUGUUCUGAUCCAACCUUCAUUCCUUCACACAACCGGCUUAGCGUCAGUAGCUUUUGGGGUCUAUUUCUAAUAGUAGGUGUUACUUCGCUCUUGGCUCUUCUCGUCUUUGUGGCUUUUUUCUUUUAAGAACAUAGGCACACGCUGUAUGAGGACUCCGAAAUUUCUUUCUGGAGAAAGCUAACGAUUUUGGUUAGAAGCUUUGACGAAAAAGACAUAAAAUCCCACAUGUUCAAGGAUAGUGCGGUUCAUAAUGUGAGUUCACCUAGUACUCAAUGCACCCCAAGAUCUUCCACAAUGCAGAACAUACCAUGGCCACAAAAUCCGUCAGAGAACAUGGAGUUUGAGCUAAGAAGAGUGUCUCCCGUUCCGAGUGAAGAAUUUUCCACUCCACAACUAGAACAAGAUGAAGAUGAGGAAGCUAAUACUUUACGGGAAGUAGAAUGAGAAAGAAAGUUUGUUGAAGCAAGAUUCAGGAAGAAAGUUUGAACUGACGAUCCAACUGAUGCAUUUAGAAGCAUACUUAUUUCAAUGUAUAUAUAAAAAGCUUGACUUAGAUACGGAACCAAGAAGAGACAAAUGCACAGUACCAAAAAUCAGUUCAAAAGCCAAUAUAUUACUGCAAGAAACAUACUACUUCAAUGUAUAUUAGGUAAUUCUUCCGUUAUCUAUAUGCAAAUAAGCGUAUAUUGAGAAACACAAAAAUAUUUUCCUCUGCGGAAAUUAGCAGAUUUAAUGAUGGUAUUCUUCCUUGCCUUUUUAACACUAAAGAUUUCAUUCAAAGUAGAGUGAACGGAGAAUACCAUCAGUAUAUCUGCUAAUGUACAUAAAACAAUUUUGACAACUUAUCAUGUUUUUGCAAGUUGUUUGAUAAGUUUGUAAGUCGAGAUAUACCCAUGUUUGACCAUACUUUCAGAUACAUGAAGAGUUAGGGAAGACUAAGAGGAUGAAAUGGUAUGGUAGAAUGGAAAGCAGGGGAAGAGUGCUGAGUCUCGAAGCUCUGACAGAGGCCAAGAGGCAUUAAUGCCUUGGUUAAAACAAAAAAAAAAGUAAAGAAAUGUGCAGCCAGAGGACACAAGACAAUUUUUCUUCUCUCAAUAACUUAAUUUUUAUUACAAACAUUAGAAACUUUGUGGUUUUUUUUUUUUUUUUGAAACACUGAUUAAAUUAAUAAGGAGAAAAGUUAGCUGAGCGCAUUAACAACACCAUCAACUACAUACUGUCCUGGUGCAUUCAAAGCACUUUUAGCUAGCAAAUCUGCAUCGAUCGGUGUUCCUCUCACGAGGGAUCCACACAAAGCAAGCAAAAUCAAAAGCAGGGAUACAAGAUACAAGAAACUUUGUGGUUUACCAAGAGGUUUAUAUUCUUCUUUGUUGAAUUUUUCAAGAUAUUUUAUUUUCGCAAGUAUCUGGAAUUUCUUCUUGUACUUACUAGCGGACAUAACUGCCUCACGUUUCCUAUGUAUAAACCUUAUUUUGCUAGAAGAUGUAGCAAAAUCUGCGGUUGAACAACAAAGAACACUGAAGGACAACUUGAAAGAAGAAUGAAGUUGGAGACUUUUAAAAUCGGUUAUGAACUCAUCGUUCCUAAAAGAAUCGAGAUCUCGCCAGUCUUUCGUCUCUAAUACCUCGACGUUAUUGUAAUUUUAAUUUUAUUCCAUUCUAACGUUCUCGAAAGAAGAAUGAAAUUUGACUCAUUAGGACUGAGAUUAAGCACUUAAGUGAAAUGUUUAUGAAAAUUUUGUUCUUUGUUCUUCGAAGGAUAUCCUUCAAGAAUCGAAUUAAUGAUGUUCUUUGUAUUAUUAGAAAAUGUAUGAUACGUUUGGCGGAUUGAUAGCUAAAUUACAUUAUGAUGUUUAUGUGAAAAUAGUUGUUUAAUCCUAACUCCUAAGUAUAUGAGACAUGAAAGAAAACAUUAUCAUAGUAUACAUGAGUUAUUUAAUGAAAUGUUUAGUUAAUGUUUUUAAGCCGUAUGUUGGCUUUGGUCAUAAUGAAUUUUCGGAUUGCUGGUUGACUUUGGCAGUGAUGGACCUUUGGGUCAUAUGUUGGCUAUGGUCUGCAAUGGACUUUUGGGUUGUAUGUUGGCUACGGGAUAUGACGAACUUUCGAGUCAAAGGUUAGCUAUGGACCAACAAGCAGUGAUGGACCGAUAUGUCUUGAUGGACCUUUCGAUCACAUGCUUGCUUUGGCCAUGACAGACCUUUUUAUCGCAGGUUGGCUUCGGCCGUGAUGAAUCUUUGGGCUGUAGGUGACCUUCAGGCUGAAAAUGUAAAUGAAAGACUAAGUAGUAAGAAAAUAGUUAAGUACAGGAGAUGAUAAAACGAUCUAACAAGUUUAUAAUAUUGGAUAUGUAGAAAUGAAUGAUAAUGAUUAUUGGGCUGUAUAUGGACGGUUCCUAACUGUUUAUUUUAUAGGUCUAUGCCUUCUUUUGUAAUACCGGUGAAAAUUAAUUGUAUGAACAUGAGCUCGAGGUUAUUGAAACCAUCGGGACUUGGGUGCAUGAACUUGGAGUAUUACUUUUUGGGAGUUUUUAAACAUUAUUAUUACAGUACAGGGUAUACACCAUUGCCACGAAGUCCCCAGUCCGUCACCAAUUAGGGAGUUUGUGUCAAUAAGAGUGUCUUGCAACGUGAGCAGAGAGCUUUUGAACCUGCAACCGGCACAAGAUGAAGAUGAUAGAUUUUCUAUUCAAUGUGAAAUAGAGAGAGGUUGCAAAAGUGCAUGACAGGUUUGCCACUCUGUUUUCGAUUGUACGUAAUAGUAUUGCUUUUAUCCAAUCCAACCUAUAUGUUGAGUUUAAACUUAUCAUAGAUAAAAUCUUGUAUUCAUAUUCGUAUGUUUAUUUACAAACUUACGUCAAUAAGAGUUUUAUAUUUGCAAUCAAUUUUUUAUUUUUUUUGAAUAAUCUGGAGCAUCCCGGAUCUAUGAAAAGUUUAGACUAUUCUAUAGUGCCAAGUGCAAAAGAAUUUUUUUUUCGAAAGUUUAAUUUGAAAUAUCAUGUUUUAAAAAUAAGAUCACAAACUUGUUUAUUUAUUUUUUGGGAAGAACUAGGAAGUGUUGAGUCUGAAGUCUCCUACAUCUCUAUAAUACGAGACCCAGACCAUGUUAAAAAUUAGUUAUCUUCAGAACAUAUAAAGUGUUUCAGUGGUACCUAAAGCUUCAAGAGACUAUUGUUCAAGCCUCAACAAGGACGUGGUUGGUUUAAAUAGCUUUCUUUUAACAAAUUUAAUGUAGUCCAGUGGUAAGAUCAAAAGCUUGAGAGAACAGAGAAAAUUAAUAAAGGCAGGUUAUGUGCGCAUAAGUUUGUAACCAAAUUAUCUCUUAGAAUUGGAGUCUUCUCCUUCAGCCUCUGUCCCCAAUGUAAACCACUCGACGUCCUUCACUUAUCCUUGAUGAAUUAAAAACCGGACCAAAUGCAUUUGUAUACUACAAAGACCUAAUAAGUGACUUGGUCAAGUCUAUACAAUAGCGAAAGCCUUGACCUACGUAACGUACAUGUGCGGUGAUCUUUUGGUAUUGAUGUCCUUUUCAGUGAUACCACUGAUACCACUAAGAUAUAUGUCGCCUCCUUUCCGUCAUACUCGGACAAGAUUCUACAAAGCUUUGACCAUCUUUUGGGCUUUGGGUUGUAUGCAGAAGCUUCCAUAGUGAAGUUUUCGUCUAAAGCUACGACCGCUCAAAAGAUCCAUAGCUCUUCAACCGACGGUAUAACGCCUCUCUCCCUUGUCGCUGGAUCUAUUGUGCAAGAGUGUGGAUUCGCCAGAUUUUCUCGAUACUAUGUUACUGCUGCGUCUCCAUUACAUUAUGCCGUCUCAAGCAUCGACGGUUCUUCACAUAGUCAGCUCUACGGUCCUGUGCAAGAGUGUGGACUCGCCAGUUCUUCAUGUUGUUACGUUAUCGCUGCGCCUCCAUCACACUACGCCGUCUCAAACAUCGACGGUUCUUCACAGAGUCAGCUCUAUGGUGCCCCCAUCCCUAUCCUUGUCGCAGAAACUAUUGUGCAAGAGUGUGGACACGCCAGAUUUGCUCGUUUCUAUGUCAUUGUUGCGUUUCCAUCACAUUAUGCCGUCUCAAGCAUCGACGGUUCUUCACAGAGUCAUCUCUGCGACUUUCCCAUCGGAGCUGUUAUCUUCUAUGGAGUUUCCCGGAACUCUUGCUUUCAAAACCCAUUAGUUGGGCUAUUCAACGUCGAUUUCGACCUAUGUGCGUUUCUUCGAACGCGAGCUUUAGGACUACAAGUGAAGUGUCUCUAUGGGUCUCUUCUCUCCUUAGCCACAUCUAUCUUUCGACAUGUUUUAGUUAUUUUCGUCUAUCAGUUUAUCGUCGAGAAUCUCUCCAGUUGUAACCGACUUAGCCCAUUGGGUCUUUAAUUUUAAUAUAAGUAUUUCGUGUUCAAAAAAAAAAAAAAAAAA